AUGACGCCUCCAACUUCAACGGUGUCCCGAAAACGAACUCGUUCAACAAAUGUUUCUGAAAGUAAUCAUGAUCUUGAACAAGCAACAUCAACAUCAACAUCAUCUAUUGUUUCGAAUCAACCAAAUAGUACCGCUGUUCUUCCUAAACGUCAGCGUAAUAAUCCACCACCACCACCACCACCAUCAACAGCUCCGUCGAUAUCAUCACGUACAAAUUAUUCACUACGGAAUCGUUCCCUAACAUCCGAUACUCGACCUUCAUCAACACGACUAUCAUCUGUUGAUACGUCAAAUAGUUCGCAACGAUACAAUUUACGACCGCGACAACUACCAUCAUCCCAAAUUUAUUUACCACAAGUUUCAACUUCACAUCCAAUUACAGCUCCACGCCGUGCUCGUCGUCAAAUACAAUCUACACUUCUACAAUCAGAUCAACCAACAUCAUCAUCAAUUGUUCAGCCAAGACAAUAUCGUCUUGUUUACAUAUCUGAUGAUGAUGAUUCACCAAAUACAACUACGCAACCAUCAGCAUCCAUGGUUAAUACAACUUUUAAUUUAGUAACAGAUGACGAAGAUGAUGAAUUCAUACAAUCACAGCCUCGUCGAAUAGCAAGAUCAACAGCCAACAAUACUGGACAUAAUACACGUUCUCGUACAUCUACUGAUCCGACAAAUUUAAUAUCGAUUGAUAAUCAGGAUUUUACUACUGGUGGGGUAGCUCAUGUUCGUCUUAAUCGUGCUAUUGAAAUUGUUAUUGAUUCUAUACAAUCUCUCGAAGGUGCUGUAAAUAAUUUUGAUCAACUUGUUUUCGGUCUUAUUUAUGGUCGUUUAAGUACAAGAAAUGAAUUUGAAAAUAUUGAAGGUAUGAUACGUUUAUCUCGCAUACUCAAUUUAAAUUUUCCAUCACGAUUAACGCAAGAUGAAAUAAAUGCCUUGCCAAAAAUAAAAUUUAUUAAUAAAUCUGAUACAACAACAUCAUCAAUACUUUUAGCUGAAAAAUGUCCUAUUUGUCUAUCUGAAUUUAAUGAUCAAGAAAUAAUUAAUAAAUUACAUUGUACACAUUUAUUUCAUCUUGAAUGUAUUUCAACAUGGCUUGGUGAAAAUGAUUCAUGUCCGACGUGUCGUCGAAAAGUUAAUGGAAAUUAA
Molecule: messenger RNA, 1146 nt
Organism: Rotaria socialis
Lineage: Eukaryota; Metazoa; Rotifera; Eurotatoria; Philodinida; Philodinidae
Source: the annotation of a GenBank genome assembly